GUAAUUAUAGUCUCUAAUCUGUUAUGAAAAUUUCUUUAAUCUGUUAUGUUUUUAUUUCUGGUGGUUUUUCAAAAUAAUUAAAGAAAUUCCUCUUCUACGAAUUCUUUAAAGUGAAAUUAAAAUUUAAAAUAUAGUUACAUUCUUUGUAUACUUACACUACAUUUUCGCCCAUUCGAAUAUCAUCAGAAAUUUGCAAAUUUUGUUGGUUGUAUACAGAAGAUGGAUGUCGGUGAACUACUAUCAUUUAAGCCAACUCCAACACCAAAAAGACCAAAUGAAGACGAUAGCGGUGAUUCUGAUGACGACCAUGCACGGUCUAUAAAAUUAAGACGUUUAGCUAAAUCUAAACCUGAUACUUCACUACAUCAAUUGAGUAAAACAUUACCAAAAGAACCAACCUUAACAGAUAAAGAAAGAGAAGAUAUUCUUCGUUUUGUAGAAACGGAAGCAACAGAGGGAGAAAUUCUAGAUGACACUGCUGUAAAGAAGUUAGUGUUAAACUUUGAGAAGAAAGCUUUAAAAAAUAGAGAGAUGAGAAUAAAGUUUCCAGAUCAACCAGAGAAGUUUAUGGACAGUGAGAUUGACUUGCAUGAAGCUUUGCAGGAUUUAAGUGCAGUAGCUACAGUUCCAGAUCAAUACCCAUUAUUAGUAGAAUUGAAAUGUAUUAAUUCAUUACUAGAAUUAUUGUCACAUGAUAAUACAGACAUUUCAACUAAAGUUGUACACCUUCUACAGGAAUUAACUGAUGUAGACAUUUUACAUGAGAGUGAGGAAGGGGCUGAAGAAUUGAUUAAUGCAUUGGCGGAAGCUGAAAGCCCUUCCCUUCUAUUGCAUAACUUAGCUCGUCUUGACGAACAAGUUGCAGAUGAGAGGGAUGCAGUGCAUAAUACACUGGGAAUUAUAGAGAACAUCACAGAAUUCAGGCCAGAAUUAUGUGCAGAAGUGGCAAAACAAGGAUUUUUACAGUGGAUUCUUAAAAGAUUGAAACUGAAAGUGCCCUUUGAUGGUAAUAAACUGUAUGCUACAGAAAUUUUAUCCAUACUACUGCAACAUACACCAGAAAACAGAAAGUUGCUUGGUGAACUGGAUGGAAUUGAUGUGCUAUUGCAACAAUUAGCGUUUUACAAAAGACACGAUCCUAGUGGCGCUGAAGAGCAAGAAGCAAUGGAGAACAUGUUUGAUGCGCUGUGUUGCGCUCUAAUGGAGCCAGCUAACCGCGACCGCUUCCUACGGGGAGAGGGGUUACAACUAAUGAACCUAAUGCUGCGGGAGAAGAAAAUGUCUAGAAAUGGCUCAUUAAAAGUACUCGACCAUGCUCUAGCGGGACCAGACGGACGUGACAACUGCAAUAAAUUUGUGGAUAUUUUAGGUCUGCGCACCGUGUUUCCGUUGUUCAUGAAAACACCAAAAAGAAAAAGAUUACUUACUGUUGAUCAACAUGAAGAGCAUGUUGUAUCUAUAAUUGCUUCAAUGUUACGCAACUGUCAAGGUAGUCAGAGGCAGAGACUACUAGCGAAAUUCACAGAAAAUGAUCUUGAAAAAGUAGAUAGACUUUUGGAGUUGCAUUUUAAAUAUAUGGACAAAGUUGAUCGCACUGAAAAAGAUAUGGAGCAAGAGUCAGAAGACCUGGAUGAUGACGCACAAUAUUUGAAACGUCUUUCUGGCGGUCUAUUCACGUUACAGUUAAUCGACAGAAUUAUUUUGGAGGUAUGCACCGCGGGUCCAGCAACAGUAAAGCAAAGAGUGCAACGUGUUUUGUCACUACGAGGUGGUUCUUUGAAGAUCAUUCGUCAUGUUAUGAGAGAAUACGCUGGCAAUCUCGGCGACGAUGGCAGCGAGGAAUGGCGUCAACAAGAACAGCAACACAUACUUCAACUUGUAGAUAAAUUUUAAUGACUUGUGUAAAAUAAAAUUAUAAUACUGCAA
Messenger RNA from Galleria mellonella (greater wax moth), 1926 nucleotides. Its product is annotated as beta-catenin-like protein 1. The transcript is spliced from 13 exons. NCBI's taxonomy places the organism in Eukaryota, Metazoa, Arthropoda, Insecta, Lepidoptera, Pyralidae. The coding region runs from base 220 to 1893 and encodes 557 amino acids. The record is from RefSeq and is a predicted model, not a curated record. Gene Ontology annotation, cellular component: spliceosomal complex.